This is a messenger RNA of Rotaria socialis, 510 nucleotides long. Lineage: Eukaryota; Metazoa; Rotifera; Eurotatoria; Philodinida; Philodinidae. The record is from the annotation of a GenBank genome assembly.
AUGGAUCCACUUGCUUCAAUUCUCUAUUCAUCAUCAUCAGCGGAUACAAAAAAACGCAAAAAUCGUUCACUACAACCGACAUUAAAACCAAUAUCAACGAAACAAUCUCGAUGUCAAGUUGGCAUGCUACUACGUUCGUCAACGCCGAAAACGCCUUUACAAUCACGGAAAACGACAAACAUAGCAGCUCAUCCGAUGACAUUGUCAACAUCUUCGUUGUCGACAACGAAUUCACCACAGAGUCCUCGUUGUUCAACACCCCUGUUUGCCAAACAACGUCGUACACGCCCAUUUAUUGUCUGUGAACUUUGUCGACAACGAGCAUUUCAAUCGUCAGAUUAUCAACGAAACAAAAAUCAAGAUAAUCAGAUUAAAAAAUCCAACGACAAUCAACAAACAUCUCAUCAUCAUUCAGCAACAUUACAUUAUUAUCAAUAUCAAACUAACACAAGUACUAUUCGUCGACGGCGGCGUUCAUCGAUCGAUCAACUACUUGUGUGGAUUAUAUAA